AUGACUCACGAUUCAGACGUCAGCUCUGCGGACGGUCAACAUGGGAUGGUGCCUCCGGAGGUGGGGGAUGAACAAGGAGGUGAGGACGAGGGAUUCUCCCAGUUUGGCGAUGCGCGGGACAACUCGGACGCGCACAGCGCCGCAGAGGCGGAGCUAAAAACAGACGACGACGCCGUCGCGUACGACGAGGAGGAACUGAGCUCGGGACUCCCCGUCGCCGAAGAGCGAGACGACGCAGACCGCGGCGUCUUUGCAGCUGAAGACGAAGGGUGCCAGGAAGAGGAAGGGCCAGACUAUGCUGGCGAUGCAGCCAGCGCACACUGGGGAGCGUCGGAUGAACUCGACGUGACUGGAGAACUGGAUGCAGACGCAGAGACCGCGCAAGAGUUUGCUGACGCGGACGAGCCGGGCGUUGGCGAGGCUGAGGAAGACGCAGAAGCCCAGCACGAGAUGGCGGCUUCCGGCGAAGACGAACACGAAGAGGGGAGCGGAGCGGAGGGUAUGGAGGCCGACAAACACGCGGAAGAUCCCGCAAAUGACCCGCACGAGGAUUCGGGCGAGCCUCGCGAAACCGAGGAAGGCGAGGGUGACAAAGAAGACUCUCGAGAAGGCGCAGACGAAGCCGGGGGGAAAAGAAAGAAGCGGAAGAAAUCGUGCAAAAAGAAGUUCCCCUUUCCUCCAGGGUCCGCACCAAGCGGUGUGCCAUCUCGGGGUCCGGUCGUCAUCAAACCGCCUCCUCCACCGCCAGCGAGCAACUCGAAGGCGCCCGCGCCGCCUCCGCUGCCCGUCGUCAUCCAUCCGAAGCGCCCACAGCGCCCACCGCCUCCUCCGUCCCCCGUUUCGCGAAACCCUUUGCCUCCAGCGGGGUUGCAGAUUUUGAGUGCACCCAGCUGUCGCCCUUCCCCAGCGGCCCCGCGCCCCCCACCUGGGAGGCCGGCGGCUCCCUUCUUCGGCAGGCCCGCGGGGGCUCCUGUGCACGCAUCGACGCCGGCGGCCUGCGCCGCGCCGCAUUUCCCUGGAACUCGUGGGAGUCCGGCCCCUCCGCCGCACCACUCUCCUCAGCAUCAACCUCCGCCUCCUCCUCCGGCCUCUGCGAGCUCGCCCGCUGCGUUGGGUGCUGCGGCGUCUCCCUCGCGGUCGCGCGACACGAACGGGUCGAUGCCGGAGCCCCCGCCGUUCCCGCGAGGCCCGCCUCGCCCCUCUGUGGGUGUCCCUUUGGGUGGGGACACCCGGUCGGGUGGAGCGGGCCCAGUCAUCAUUCGAAGCCUAGGAGCCCAAGGCGCGGGGCCCGCCAGACCCGGCGGCGCGCCGCCGCCCCCACCUUCUGGCGCAGCGGAUGUCUCGGGUCAUUCGUCGCUUCCUACAAUCAUUAGUCCACCGCCUGGUUCUCUGGCGCCUGGGCAGCAGAGAAGAGUGCCAGGUCGUGGAGGCGGUCCAAUUGUGUUGAACCCCCCUGUUGCGACGGCGCAUGAGGGGGGCGUCUCGUGUCUCGCCCCCGGCGUCGUCGAGCCCCAGGCAGGUGGAGGUGGGCGGUCGCCUGAAGCGGCUGGGCAGCCGCCGCACAACUUCCAGGGCGGAGGAGUGAGCCGAGACAAUCGGCUCGCGCCCGGCUUCUAUCGGACAGAGAAUGAAGAGCUGAUGGGUGUGGGUUCCAAAGGCCCCGGGGCUGCCGGGGCCGGCCAGCCGUUCCCGGGGCGCUUCGGCGACAUCCGGUUGGCGGGGUUGUGUGCAGGUCAGCAGGGUGGCGCAGCAGCCCCUGCGGCGCCGCCAGCGAGAGUAGAAGGAGGUAUGCCGGGCCCGCGCGAUUUUGGCGGGCCCCCGGGAAAGGGCCAACAGGGUCGUGAGGAAGGCCGCAUGGGAGCGGACCCUCCAUCCGCGUACGGGUACGGCCGCUCACGCCCAGAGGAGCACGACCAGGCACAUGCAGGGCCUCGACCAGGGCGGAGGCCCGUCAUUCUUUCGGCCGGGGCAGGCGCGCGAGCUGGAGCCGCCGCGCCGUUCGCUAGAGAUUCUCCCCAGGUGACGUCUGUGGAACGGGCGCCCGGGUAUCCUCGGGGGGGCGGGCACGGUCACCCCGGCGACGGCGUAGGCGCUGGCUUCCACGAAGCUCCUCAAGGCGCGUACGGGUUCGGAACUGCGCGCCAGAAGAGGGAGAGGGAAUUCUCGUCACCUGGCGCAGCUCGGUUCGACCAAGGCGUUGGCGGCGCCCGGGGUACACCUGAGGGCGCUGGCGUGGAUGCAGGCUUCGCGUCUUCGGCUCGAUCCAUGCCUGGGCAUCCGCGCACGUCCCCGGCAGGCGGCAUUCAGGGCGGUGACGGCAUGUACGGCCCCGCCUCCCGAGGCAUGGUUGCAGGCUCCCGGGGCGAUGUGCAGCUGCCAAUCACAGGAGAUAUUCGGGACGUGAGAUGGCGCCCUGGCGGAAGCCCCCCGGUUCCUGGGCCCCCCGCUCAGAGCGGGGCAGUCGCGCCGCAAGCCGGCCCUCACGGAGGCGGACCUGCGUUCUCGGGGGACCCUGGGAGUAGGGGACGCACAAGCGGUGGGCGAGGCGGCGGAGCAGCGUGGCGAGGAGGGGCAGCACCAGGCGGUGGAGCGAGUGACGGAGGCAGACCCCAGCCGGGUUUUCGCCAGGGCCCGACGUUGGAGGACCGCGGAGGGCCCUAUGGAGGGCGUGAAGGCAACAGCGACGCCGCGGGAUCCUGGGGAAACGCCAGAGGAGAGCCGGCCGGAGGAGGGGGGUUCUGGAACCGAUCGCAGCAUCCAGGAAGCUGUGGCCCGCAAGGGCCUGGUGGGUCCGCUGUAGGUGGACCCGUUGAUGGCGCAGGGUGGCGGGGAGAGGCGGCCGGCGGCAGAGGCGGCGAUCCUUCGGGGUAUCCGCGGGCCUCGGAUGGAAUGCCGCACUCACGAGGCCUGACCGGGCAGCCAAGCGUAGGUGGGAGUGGCAAUGCAUCGUGGCCUCAGGGAUCUCGGGAGGCUUCUGCUCAGGCGCAUCAUACGCGGGGCGGAGGCGCCCCGCAUGGGCAGCGGCACUUGCAGCUUUGCGGGCCACAGGCCGGCCCGGGGGGUUCUCCGGGUGACAGGGGCCCUGCAGGUCCCCCUUCGUCCCUGCGAGAUGCCGGAGAGGGGGGACGAGGGCCGCCGCCACAUGCGCCUGCAUUUUCUGCGCCUCACGGAAACCCGACGUCCUCUUCGUUUUGGCCUCACCAACAGCAACAGGGUCGCUCAGCGCAAGGCGAAGAGGAGACUCAGUUUCGGCCGGGCGGCAGGUCUGUGGGGGGAGGGCCCCAAGGGCGCGGGCAGGCUCAGGGUGGUUGGGCGAGAGGCCGCGAGAACGGCGAGUAUUCGUCAUCAAGCUGGGAGUCGUGGCAGGCAUGGCAGACGGUUCAGGGAGGAAGCUCUGAUGCGCCGGAGGCAGACCAGGCCUGGUACGAGUCUGCGGAGAUUCCUUCGGGGAUGCCGCAGAAGGGGUCAGGGGCUCACCAGGCGCGCGGGCGCCAAAUCGAGGGAGAGCAGGGCUACCCGCCCCAUUCCCGCCAGCAGCGGGAGGGAGACAGAGGCCAGCGCGGGUGGCAUCCUUCGGGGGCAGCGGGCUAUUCUGUGACAGGGUGCUACGAGGGCGGACAGAGACCAAGUCCCGCCCAGAGUGCCCACGUUGGCGCGAGAGACAGUGCCUGGGCUCAGGGGGGUAGCGGGGGGUAUUUUGAGGCGAGAGAGCCGGCUGGAAGAGGAGGCGAGCGUGGAGACAGCGACUAUGGUGUGAGGGCCGGAGCGCCCAGCAGGGGCGGGCCGCACCAGGGAAAGGAAACAGGGGGAGACUAUGGGCGUCAAGGAGACAGAGGGACAGGACCCGGGAACGGAGGCGCUGGAGACCCGACGGCGACUGCCACACUUCGGGCCAACGCGACCGGCGCGCCAGGACGUGAUGAGAAGGGGUUCACGGUCAUCGUAACGAAUGUUCCUGUCAACUUAUCCGCCGCCGACCUUCACCAGGCCUUCAGCGCCGUCGGGCCGCUGGUGCGGACCGACAUCAUGUUAAGCUCUUCGAUUAGGCGCCGUGUGGAGUGCGGCGGCGAUGCACAUGUUAGUUCGCGGACACGUGACAUGGCACCGGUACAGCUGAAGGAAGCAGAGGCGCAAAGUAGCGACGAGAUGUGCGAGCGACUCACGCAGACGGGGCUUGUGUGA
Besnoitia besnoiti is the source of this 4182-nucleotide messenger RNA. RefSeq names its product RNA recognition motif-containing protein. The transcript has 6 exons. The record is from RefSeq and is a predicted model, not a curated record. Bases 1 to 4182 code for a protein of 1393 amino acids. NCBI's taxonomy places the organism in Eukaryota, Apicomplexa, Conoidasida, Eucoccidiorida, Sarcocystidae. Gene Ontology annotation, molecular function: nucleic acid binding.